AUGAACAUGCAUGUACUCUGUAGUGCGGCGACCGUACAAAUUCAGAAAAAAGACGAAAGCUCGUUACUUCUUGGGCAAGAUGAUAAGUUAUCAAACAAUGAAUUCUUGUCUACGAUGGACCUCACUCGCAAUGCUCGAUCUAGGGUAGAUGAUGGAGAAAUGGGAAUACCGCUGGCACAAUCCAAAUAUUUUCAAGACAUAUUUUCAGGAGAAGUUGCACCUCUAAUUUUUGAGUUUGGACAUAUAAUGGAAAGUCCGUCUUCUUGGGAACAGAGGUUUGAAAAACGCGAUAUCAACGCUCAAAGACAUCAGGGUAAAGUUCGAUGGGGCCACAAGGAUGGUAGUUAUGGUGAGCACUACUGGGAUUUACAUACAUCGAAUGAUGACGAUGGCAACGAGGGUAUCGAAAAACGUGAUCAACUGAAAGAAAGUAAUUCGUGA
This is a messenger RNA of Ctenocephalides felis (cat flea), 441 nucleotides long. RefSeq lists its product as uncharacterized. The coding region runs from base 1 to 441 and encodes 146 amino acids. The record is from RefSeq and is a predicted model, not a curated record. Lineage: Eukaryota; Metazoa; Arthropoda; Insecta; Siphonaptera; Pulicidae. The transcript has 4 exons.